AUGCAGCAGAUUGAUGCAUUGGUGGAGAAGAUUCUCGGAAACGAUAAAGUUAUCGGCGUUUGCCAAUUACUUCUUAAAGAUAAGUGCCCAGAACUUGCCAAAAUACUGGAACAGGAAAUAGGCAGCUUUAUGGAUCUUUUCAAGAUUGAGCCAUUUGUGACGGUUACUGUCGAUGAGCUGCUUUUCUCGGGAUACGUUUCUCCACUAAUCACGAAGCUUGCUGACCGUCUUGUCAAAAUAUCCAAUAAAUUGCUGGGAACUGAUUUCCCGCUCAUCGAUGGAACUAACUUCACUGUGGCGCUCAAUCCUGAAAACGGGACUACUGAUACGCUAUUCACAAUCGAGACAGGAAAAACUGAUCCCUCCCGAGCUGGAUAUACUAUCUCCUUCAGAAGCAUAGCCAAUCAGACUCUUUCAAGCAACGGGGACAAACUUCCCUCUCAAUGGUGGCCAGCUGCAGAAACAAAAUCAUGUAAUGGCCACGCUCUGAAGCUCGAAGGAAGCAGUGAGUGCAUUGCAAUUUUU
Cooperia oncophora is the source of this 525-nucleotide messenger RNA. NCBI's taxonomy places the organism in Eukaryota, Metazoa, Nematoda, Chromadorea, Rhabditida, Trichostrongylidae. The record is from the annotation of a GenBank genome assembly.